AAUAUAGCUGUGGAGCCAAAUUGGGAGAUCGAGAAUCUUCCCGUUUACUCGGCGCCGUAUCUUAGCGCAAAAAAAAAGUUCGAGCGUCAUCGUUACCGGCUCCGAAUUUGCAAGUUAGCCAUCUUCACCUUUUUUUCUCCCUUCUACCUUUGUGAUAUGCGCAAGUGCGACCUUAUGAGCUGUCUGAAUACGUACGAUACGAUAUUAUGAGAAGUUGUAAAGUCUGGUAAAAUUCGACGUGUGACUCGAAGCAUUAAAGAUGAAUUCGACUCUGUUUGCAAAGGCAGCGCUGCCCUCGCGCAUACUCUCUCCUGCUCAUAUAUACCGAAGGCAGAGAUUACGAAGUCACUUACGAAAGCGCGCGCAAGUUAGCACGAUAUGUUAUCUAUCAAAAAGACCGAAUAUUAUAGCGAAGCACCCUGCGCGCGAUGCCGUAUCAUGCAGAAGGUCCUUCCAUGCUAGUCCUAUCUCACUCGCCAUGCAAGAUCCAUACCAAACUCUCGGCGUUGGAAAAUCGGCUACGCCGGCGGAAAUAAAAAAAGCUUAUUACGGGUUAGCCAAGAAAUUCCACCCAGAUACAAAUAAGGACCCGUCGGCGAAAGACAAAUUCGGUGAGAUCCAGUCCGCAUACGAGAUCCUGUCCGAUCCGAAGAAGAGGGAGCAGUACGACCAAUUUGGCGCCGCCGGCUUUGAUCCUAACGGCGGGCCCCAGCCGGGAGGUGAUCCUUUCGGUGGUAAUCCUUUCGCGGGUUUCGGAGGGCAAGGGGGUUUCGGUGCGGGCUUCGGUUUUGACGAUCUCUUUUCCGCAUUUACUGGUGGACGGGGCAGUCCGUUCGGCGGAGGGGGCCGCUCUGGUGGACGAACUUCGUACGGCCAGGAUAUUUUCGUUGGAGAUAAUAUCGAAGUACAAACAACCGUAUCAUUCAUGGAAGCGGCGAGGGGAACUAGCAAGACAAUUACGAUCCAUCCUCUUGUAGAAUGUCAUAGCUGCUCUGGAAGUGGUCUCAAACCAGGUACCAAGCGGACGAACUGUCCUUCCUGUGGCGGCACGGGCACGCAAGUACACGCCAUAUCGGGUUUCCAGGUGGCUACUCCUUGUGGUGCUUGCCAAGGUACUGGACAGUCAACUCCUAAGGGAUCAGAGUGCCGGACGUGUUCCGGGUCUGGAGCCGUUCGGGAACGAAAGACUAUCACUAUAGAUAUACCGGCGGGCGUUGAAGAUGGGAUGACCUUACGAUUAGACGGCGAGGGAGAUGCACCUGUUACUGGCGGCACAGCAUCACCCAAUGCCAGAAAGGCUCGUGGAGAUCUAUACGUUCAGGUCCGAGUAGCCCCUGAUCCCAAGUUCAAGCGAUCUGGCUCCGACAUCCUCCAUACCGCAACUAUCCCCCUAACGACGGCCUUACUGGGUGGUGAGGUGACAGUUCCUACGCUAGAUGGACAAGUCAAGGUGAAGGUCUCGACAGGCACGAGUACCGGUGACAAGAUAACUUUACCUGGAUUAGGUAUGAAGAAGCUUGGUAGUCGACGUGCUAACGCAGCCGGAGACUUGAAGGUCGAAUGGCGAGUGGCGAUGCCAAAGUAUCUCUCCGCCAACCAGAGGACGAUCGUAGAGAUGUUAGCAGACGAGAUGGGCGACAAGACAGCUAAACGGAUAAUGAACGUUAAGAUGCCGGGAUCCAGCAAACCGGGGGAAGCCACAAAGGAUGACGACCCCGAAACGCAUCGAAAUGAAGGAUUCCUAAGAUCUAUAUGGCAUAAUUUAACAAAUCACCCGGCCCACCAGAAACCAGGGGAGAAAGAACACGAUCAAAACAAGGCUGACGAAGACCCCAAAAAGAAGUCUGAUUCUAAGUCGGAUUAAGCUUAUAUCCUUUGGGUGUCUCCUCUAGACGAAUGGGCGAUAUAUAUCCCCUUACAUCAUGUACCAUAAUCACGACUCUCUGGAAAGGGGUGAUGACAUGAGGCACCCGAAAUAUAGAAUAGAAAUUGGAGCUGCAUGGGUGGUGUUGAGGCUGGAUUGGUGAUGUUUCGACCGGGCAUCGCCCGCUUUGGUACCCAAAACGGGAUGCAUUUCGGCUUGUAUAUUACGUGUAGUAGGGGGCUUCAAGGGAUGUCAUAUAAUGCGAGGUCACUCUCCUCAAUACGAGAUUUACGAUGGACCGGAUCGAGUAAGGUUUUGUUGUUUUGAUCGCGCCAAAUCUCAUGGGGUACCUAUCUCCAUAAGGAUAUCCAUCUAUUUUCAUUUGCAUGUAUGUAAUUCGCUAUGCACGUAGGACCUAGGUAGUUAAUGUAAAUACCUAUGUUCAGACGUAUGUAUGUAAGUCAGGUAUGGGGCGUAGAUAAUGUACGGAAUUGAUCUUAC
Daldinia caldariorum is the source of this 2365-nucleotide messenger RNA. RefSeq lists its product as uncharacterized. Gene Ontology annotation, biological process: protein refolding; response to heat. Gene Ontology annotation, cellular component: cytoplasm. The record is from RefSeq and is a predicted model, not a curated record. Gene Ontology annotation, molecular function: ATP binding; heat shock protein binding. The transcript has 3 exons. The coding region runs from base 260 to 1864 and encodes 534 amino acids. Lineage: Eukaryota; Fungi; Ascomycota; Sordariomycetes; Xylariales; Hypoxylaceae.